Esox lucius (northern pike) is the source of this 1851-nucleotide messenger RNA. It is a transcript of the gene itm2bb, whose product is annotated as integral membrane protein 2Bb. Gene Ontology annotation, biological process: negative regulation of amyloid precursor protein biosynthetic process. Gene Ontology annotation, cellular component: plasma membrane; extracellular exosome; Golgi apparatus. The record is from RefSeq and is a predicted model, not a curated record. Gene Ontology annotation, molecular function: amyloid-beta binding. Lineage: Eukaryota; Metazoa; Chordata; Actinopteri; Esociformes; Esocidae. The transcript has 6 exons. The coding region runs from base 211 to 1032 and encodes 273 amino acids.
GAAAGGAGGAGCAAACCAAUUGGAGCAACAUCUGAGUCGAGGAGUUGUUGAACACGGACUGUGUUUUGUUUAUCUGCGACAGAGUAAUUAUUUCCUGCAAGGAGAUUACUAAAAACGUCGACGUUUUUAGCAGGUCUGUUCUUUAAAGAAGAACGUUGACGUUUUAAGCCGGUCUGUUCUUUUAAAAGCACCCAAAGUGCACGUUUCACGAUGGUGAAGGUAUCUUUUAAUUCGUCUCUCGGACAGAAGGACGUAAAAAAGGACAGCGAAACCCUCAUUCCCGGGGACAAGGAUCCAGAGGUGGCUCUGCCCGUGCGCCACCGGCAGUCCAAGGCCUGGUGCUGCUGCAUGUGCCUGGGCCUCGCCCUCAUGCUCUCCGGCGUGGUGGUGGGAGGGGCCUGCAUGUACAAAUACUACAUUCAGGAGGUGAGACAGGACCUCUCAGACCUCAGCGUCGAUUCAUGGCAAGACCCGGUGUUUGUUUGUGGGGUGGGGUACCGUGAGGAGGACAUGAUGAUUCCGGAGGAGGAGGACGACAUGCGUGCAGACCUGCCGUCCAGCUUCAAGAUGAUCCAGGAAAGCAUCCGCGUACUGCAGGAUGAGGAGGUGGCUCUUAUCAACGUGCCUGUGCCUGAAUUCGAGGACAGUGACCCUGCCGACAUUGUCCACGACUUCAACAGGAGACUGACUGCCUACCUGGACCUGUUCCUGAACAAGUGCUACGUCAUCCCCCUCAACACCUCCAUCGUCAUGCCUCCCAAGGACUUCCUGGAGCUGCUAGUCAAUAUCAAGGCUGGUACCUACCUGCCUCAGUCUUACCUGGUCCAUGAAGAGAUGGUUGUGACUGAGCGCCUGGAGCACGUGGAGCAACUGGGAUACUUCAUCAACAGCCUGUGCCGUGGGAAGGAUACAUACAAGCUGGAGCGCAGAGACAGGAUCUUGGGUAUGCAGAAGCGUGAAGCCCUCAACUGCCACAAGAUCCGUCACUUUGAGAACAAGUUUGUGGUGGAGACCUUGAUCUGUGAGCCCUAGUGAAGUCAUUCUGGGCUGUGGGCUAAGUGGCACAUCACCUUUAUAAAACCUCUUUGUUUAACAGGAAGCACAGUUGGAGAUUUGUAAGAUUUGUUUUCUUAGUUUUAAUUUUUUCAAAUGUUAUUCUACAUCAGGUAGUUCUGUGUGCGUGAGCAUUUCAAUGUGAAAGGGGACAGUUUUUGUCUCUGCUUAAAAUAAGCCAGUUGUUUGCUUUCUUUUCAUUAUGCAGGGAGGCAAUUUUGAGAGGAAUUCUGUUAUUUGAGGGAUCUAGUACAGGACAGGACUGCUAGAUUGUCAACAAUGUUAAGCUUAGAGAAGAUUUAAGAUCAAUGUUAAGGUUUAAAUAAUCAAAAACUGGGAUUAAGGGGUAACUUGAAAUAGAUCAUGCAUGGUAGAAAAUUAUUCAGUCUACAUGUAUUUUAGAAUACAGAAAAUGUAAUGUGCAUAAGCAUAACAAAUGAGUAGUUUUGUUUGUGACUGAACCUGGUUUUAAGAAAGGCUAGUCCAGGGUGUUUUAUAGGUUUUAUAUUUUCAUUGUCUGCUGUAACUUAAUACUGCUUUUAUGAUUUCUUAUCUGAAAAACACAUAUAUUAAGGUAACUUCAAGAAUAAAUCUAAACAAUUACAAUUUAUAGAAAAUCAAAUCAGAGUAUUUUUUGUCUUGUAGAAGUAAAACAAUAUAUGUAAUUUUUCAAGUUUUCUGUGAAAGUUUUUUAAGAAUGUAUCAUUCUUGGGGAUAACUCGCUAUCAUACUCAUUUGUAUAUAACCUCUGGUAAGAAAUGACCAACACCACAAUAAAUCUUAAAUCUGUAAUUCCAA